Messenger RNA from Nomascus leucogenys (northern white-cheeked gibbon), 495 nucleotides. Its product is annotated as KH homology domain-containing protein 1-like. Gene Ontology annotation, molecular function: RNA binding. Gene Ontology annotation, cellular component: cytoplasm. The record is from RefSeq and is a predicted model, not a curated record. NCBI's taxonomy places the organism in Eukaryota, Metazoa, Chordata, Mammalia, Primates, Hylobatidae.
AUGGCCAUGGGAACAAGUGCCCUCAGCAAGAAGCCAUGGUGGACCCUGCCUGAAAACUUUCAUGCUCCAAUGAUUUUCCACAUGGAAGAGGACCAGGAGGAGCUCAUCUUUGGGCAUGGUGACACAUACCUUCGCUACAUUGAGGUGCACAGCCACACCCUUAUUCAGCUGGAGAGUUGGUUCACAGCUACAGGCCAGACUCGUGUGACUGUAGUGGGACCACAUAGGGCAAGGCAGUGGCUGCUGCACAUGUUCUAUUUUGUGGGGAGCCAGGACUCCUGUCGUCAUGAUCAAGGCCUCAAGAUGCUGGAGCGUGUCCGGAGCCAGCCGCUGACCAACCAUGAUCUGGUCGCCUCCAUUAGUGUGCCACCGUACACCGGAGACCUGUCUUUGGCUCCCAGGAUAAGUGGAACCGUGUGUCUUAGCGUUCCUCAACCUUCCCCUUACCAAGUGAUUGGUUGUUCGGGAUUCCAUUUGAGUUCACUGUAUCCGUAA